This is a messenger RNA of Brassica napus (rape), 1483 nucleotides long. Its product is annotated as serine/threonine-protein kinase ZRK4-like. Gene Ontology annotation, cellular component: plasma membrane. The transcript has a single exon. NCBI's taxonomy places the organism in Eukaryota, Viridiplantae, Streptophyta, Magnoliopsida, Brassicales, Brassicaceae. Gene Ontology annotation, molecular function: protein serine/threonine kinase activity; ATP binding. Gene Ontology annotation, biological process: cell surface receptor signaling pathway; protein phosphorylation. The record is from RefSeq and is a predicted model, not a curated record. Bases 283 to 1275 code for a protein of 330 amino acids.
AGCAUUAACGGCAGCUAUCUUAAAAAAAAGAAAAAAAAAAAAAUUUAAAAAUAAGUGGAUCCUACAAUAUUAUUAAAAGCUGUCUCUUCUGUUUUUUUAAUUGUAAAGAAGACUUGGAGAAUGGGCCCACAAAAAAACUUUAAGAUUAUUCUGAAAACUGUAAGUUUUGAAGCUCAGAUCUUAAAAAAAGUCAACAACAUUUGUUCCAGGUCAAAACCAUCUCUCUGAAGGAAAGCAUUCUUCUUCUUCAGCUAAUCUUUGUUUCACAGACUUUAAUUUCAGAUGAGUUGGAGGAGAAAGAAGAUCCAAAAAGUCAAUGAACCACAAAGAUUGUUCCUGGAGAACGGAAGCAUCCUACUAGAAGAGCUCAUCAAAUGUUGCAACGGUAAAACAAAUCCCAUCUCAACUUAUUCUCCCGACCAGAUCCUUGAAGCCACCAACAACUUCAACAAGAGCAAUCUUGUCGGAAAAGAUGAUUGUGAUUACCAUUACUACAGAGGAACACUCGAUAAUGAUGAUAACAGACUAGUUAUGAUCAAGAAAAAAGCAUACGGAGGGCGUCUUGUAAGGAAGAUUUGCCGAGACAUAUCAGUUUCAUCAAUGGUGAGUGGUCACAAGAACUUCCUCAAGUUGUUGGGAUGCUGUCUCGAACUCACUUGCCCUGCCCUAGUAUGUGAAUAUGCGGAGAGCAUAACGGUGAACGCUCAUCACCAAAUCGAUCCAACACUGACAUGGAAUAAAAGGAUAAAGAUAGCAAGAGACAUCUCGAACUCAUUAGCCUACCUUCACACCGCCUUUUCGACGACAUUCAUCCAUAGGAAUGUACACCCUCGUAACGUAUUCUUGGAUGUAAAAGGGGUUGCAAAGCUAGGAGAUUUCCGCAACUGCGUCACUAUACCACAAGGAGAGUCUUUUGUACGUGAGUAUAAGCUAGAGGGAACGUACGGGUACCUAGAUCCUAACCAUAUGUCAAAGGGAAUGAUCACAGAGAAUGUUGACGUCUACGGCUUUGGAGUGUUCAUGUUAGUUCUCUUGAGCAGAAGAACUCCAGGUCUGGACGAUGAGCUACAUCCAGAUUUUCUGACUCGGCUUGUGGAAGAUGGUAGACUCGCUGAGAUCUUAGAUCCAGUUAUGUUGGAAAGUGACUUUGCAGAAGGAGAGCUAUGUCGGAUGGAAGCUUUUUUCGUACUUUCACUCAAAUGCAUCGGUCUUAGAGGGGAAGUUCCGGAGAUGAUGGAAGUGUCCAAGGAACUAAAGAGGAUCGAAAGAUCCUAGACCAAGUAAUGUUAGGCAUUUGAUUACUAUAUGACCACUAACCAAUAACACCACCUGAGUAUCUUGUAGAUAUACAAUAUUGUUCUUGAAAGUAUUCAAGAACCCAAAAAAAAAAUAUAUAUUGUCAUUCCUGUAUAGUAAAAGCUAUUACAAUGUGUUCCUUCUUCAUAAACUAUUUUAACUUUAGGCUAAGUAAACUUUCUUACCA